This is a messenger RNA of Lactuca virosa, 447 nucleotides long. The record is from the annotation of a GenBank genome assembly. Lineage: Eukaryota; Viridiplantae; Streptophyta; Magnoliopsida; Asterales; Asteraceae.
AUGGCUGCUCGAAAGUUCGCUGCUAUUUUUCUCUUUUACUCGGUCGCCCUUUGGCAUUGCUUAAUGGGUAAAAAGAAAUCGAAGAAGACUCCCAAUUAUAGGAAACAAGAGGUUUCUUCAUCUUUAAAUAAAUGUAAUAAAUUGGCUUGCUUCCUAUGUUGUGAUGGUUGUUUGAUCCUUUCCACUACAGAUAAAGAUGGAUGUCUUUUUAAUAUGAAGGUUGUAAACAAAAAGAAAGAGACAAUCAUCAUGCCAUUGUUCCUCGAGUUAAUUAUGGCUGCUGGAGAAAAAGCCUGUGUUUCCAUUGAAGCUAGACCCGAGCACUCGCACGCACAGGCGAUCUAUUCUCCACAAAACCGCUGGGAAACCUAUUGCUACAGUUCCAUUAUCCACAAAAAACGGCUGCAGUUUCACAUGAGAUAUCAUACGUGUUGCUUUUCUACUUGA